Molecule: messenger RNA, 1721 nt
Organism: Arabidopsis thaliana (thale cress)
Lineage: Eukaryota; Viridiplantae; Streptophyta; Magnoliopsida; Brassicales; Brassicaceae
Product: Per1-like family protein
Exons: 6
Coding region: 328-1356 (342 amino acids)
Biological process (GO): GPI anchor metabolic process; GPI anchor biosynthetic process
Cellular component (GO): endomembrane system; Golgi membrane
Source: RefSeq, marked reviewed
UGAAGCUUUAACAUUGUUGCGAAGACCAGACUCUCAGACUCAGACUCGGGAGGUAUUGGAUUCUAUCUGAUCUGCUCGAUUUUUUCUCUAUUUUCUUGCUCUCUACAUUAUAGCUGAUCGAUUUCUCAUCUUGUUGUUGUUGUCCCUGCUUGAUUGGUAGAUCUCGAGGGGGUUUAAGCUCUGCAUUUGAUUUAAGUUCUGAGUUUUCGAUAAUCUGAUCGAAUCUGGAAAUCAUAGUAUUAGAUUCUACAGAAAUCAAGUUCGAUCCUUAACCAAGAGAUUCUGUAGUCUUUCAAGGUCGAAUUAUAGAAGGAUUUUUAUUGAUAUAUGGCAGUCCACUACUGGACAGCCCUGUUUCUAUUGUUGCCAUGCCUUUUCUGUAUUUCAAAUGCUAGUGCUGGCGAUGCUGAUCCAGAUUACAGGACAUGUGUUUCAGAAUGUGAGAUAAGCGGUUGUGUUGGACAACUUUGCUUUCCUCAGUGCAAUUCUUCAUCCGAUGGUGGUCCAUGGUACAUCCAAGAACCUUUGUAUUUACAAUGGAAAAAAUGGGGUUGUCAAGGUGAUUGCCGUUAUCAAUGUAUGGUUAAUAGAGAGACUGAACGGGAAACUCUCGGUCAAGCCCCAGUCAAGUACCAUGGUAAAUGGCCCUUCAAGCGUGUACUUGGGAUUCAGGAGCCUGCUUCUGUUGCUUUCUCUGUACUCAACCUAGCAAUGCAUUUCCAUGGUUGGCUUUCCUUUUUCAUCAUGAUCUACUAUAAGUUGCCUCUGAAACAAGAUAGGACAGCGUACUAUGAAUACGUUGGUUUGUGGCAUAUCUACGGUCUCCUGUCCAUGAACUCUUGGUUCUGGAGUGCUGUUUUCCACAGCCGGGAUGUUGACCUUACAGAGAGGUUGGACUACUCAUCCGCAGUAGCGAUUCUCGGAUUCUCACUCAUCUUAGCCAUUUUACGAACAUUUGAUAUUCGGGUUGAGGCUGCAAGGGUCAUGGUAUCCGCUCCAAUACUAGCUUUUGUAACCACCCACAUACUCUACAUAAACUUCUACAAACUCGACUAUGGCUGGAACAUGAUUGUGUGUGUGGCAAUGGGAGUCUCACAGCUUUUCCUAUGGGCAAGAUGGGCCGCUGUCUCAAGCCACCCUUCUAAUUGGAAACUUUGGGUGGUUGUGAUAGCUGGAGGAUUAGCCAUGCUUCUAGAGAUAUAUGAUUUUCCUCCAUAUGAAGGCUACUUCGAUGCUCACUCGAUCUGGCACGCUGCCACAAUUCCCUUAACCAUUCUCUGGUGGAGCUUCAUUAGAGACGAUGCUGAGUUCAGAACUUCCAGCCUCCUCAAGAAAACUAAGACGAAGGCAAAGUGAGUCUCUUUGCUAAGUUUUACAAGGAUUUUUAUCCGACCAUACGAGUAUGCAGACACGAGGGAAAAACAAAAGAUGGAAAUGGAUUUAAACAUCACGAAGAAGGCAGAGUCUUUUGUUUAAAGCUAGCUGGUUUAUGGAUUCACAGGUUUCUUCAGUUUUUUUUAUUUUAUAUUGUUACAUUAACUGUUGAAUUUGCUUUGAGCCUUUCAGUGUUUUUCUUUGGCCUUACUUUUGGUUAAGAAAGAUUUUGAUAUCAUUUACUCAUUCAUACACAGACUCAUGCGAAACCAUUUUGAAUUCAGAUUCUGUCAAUAUUUUCGAGACAAUCUUGUAAUCUAUAGGAUUUUGUAUAAAAAUUUGGAUCU